ACCCCCUCAAUAGUGCUGCUGCUGCAACUGAACACUGAUCAGCAGUCGUAGCAGCCCACAGGCACCUUAACAUCACAUUUCAGGCUAUUUCUUCAGAUUCCUCGCUCCUCGGAUACUACUCGUGCACUGCAAAUGCAAGCCAUUAAGUGUGUCGUUGUCGGCGACGGUGCCGUGGGUAAGACAUGCCUGCUCAUCAGCUACACCACUAAUGCCUUCCCAGGAGAGUAUAUUCCCACAGUAUUUGACAACUACUCUGCCAAUGUUAUGGUGGAUGGUAAACCUGUUAACUUAGGCCUCUGGGAUACAGCAGGACAAGAGGACUAUGACCGCCUUAGACCACUCUCCUAUCCCCAAACAGAUGUUUUUUUAAUUUGCUUCUCACUGGUGAGCCCUGCUUCCUUUGAGAAUGUAAGAGCAAAGUGGUACCCUGAGGUUCGCCAUCACUGUCCAAACACCCCCAUCAUACUCGUGGGCACUAAACUUGAUCUGCGAGAUGACAAAGACACGAUUGAACGUCUGCGGGAUAAGAAACUAGCUCCCAUCACUUAUCCGCAAGGGCUUGCUAUGGCAAGAGAGAUUGGUGCUGUGAAGUAUCUGGAGUGCUCUGCUCUUACUCAACGGGGUUUAAAAACUGUGUUUGAUGAGGCCAUCCGCGCUGUUUUAUGUCCUCCACCUGUAAAGAAGAGGGGCAAGAAGUGUACUGUAUUCUGAGGAACAUUUUUUUGAUUGAUAUGCCAUGUAAACUGUGGGCUCCUGCUCUUCAGCUCUGCUGUUAUCAACAGAUAAAUCCAGCUUGUGAGGUGACAAACUGCAGAGACAUGCAUUUCCUUGGCCUGUCUGGUAUAACUGAUAUAUCAACGUAAAUAUGCCAAAUUUGCUUUGUUUUUUAUUUACCUUUGCCUUAAAUUGUUGGUUUAAUGUGAACAUUUAUUGGAAGAGAAUGACGUAAGGCCAUGGCAUCAGGAUGAAUAACUAUUUACUGAAGAACCGGCAGAGCUAACUGUAAGGUUCUUUGCCCUGUUGCAACAAAUGUUACAUUUUUAUGAGCUUAUUGUGGAAAUCGUGACUAUUCAUAUUUUAUCUGCACAUAAUUUUCCCUUUUGGGAUCUGUAAAUGUGUCAGAAGAUUAUAUACAUAAGAUAUUUUGCGAAGUUAAAUGCUCUCACCUGAGGGGUGACGGUAAAUGCAUUCUUAAGCAUUUUAUUUUCAGCUUUUAUCACCUGUUAAACAUUUCAUACUGUACCUGUGUUUUAAUGUGACUACUGUAUGUGAUAAUUUGUUAAAUAAUGAUAGAAAUAUUACACACUGAAAUAUUAGUUUGUCUAUAAAGUACUAUUAUGUGAUACUAUAAAUAGAAAUAAUACUAUAUAAAAUAAGCUGUAAUCACAAUUGUCUGUAAUGGACCUCAUUCUGCAACUUACAAUGAAAACCAUUUUGUCUAGAUGGUCCAUUUUGUUUUUUUGCUUAACAUUUUCCUAUAUAUUUUGAUAUGUUUCAAACACGAUGAAAUGAAAUGUGCCAUUAAUGAUUUUUGUGCAGGGCUAACAAAAUGUUUUAACAGUUGU
Carassius auratus (goldfish) is the source of this 1565-nucleotide messenger RNA. Its product is annotated as ras-related C3 botulinum toxin substrate 3. Gene Ontology annotation, molecular function: GTPase activity; GTP binding. Gene Ontology annotation, biological process: small GTPase-mediated signal transduction. The record is from RefSeq and is a predicted model, not a curated record. The transcript is spliced from 6 exons. The coding region runs from base 133 to 711 and encodes 192 amino acids. Lineage: Eukaryota; Metazoa; Chordata; Actinopteri; Cypriniformes; Cyprinidae.